AUGACGAAGACCCCGACACGACAAACCAUGUCUUCCUCAUGUCAAGAGUCGUGGCGGGUGUCGUGGUGUCGUCUCGAUCUGAGAGUGUUUUAUUCAGACGACCAGCAUCAGCUUGGAUUCGUGGUAGCAGCUUACGCUGCGGUGGCAGGCGAUGUCGCUCGAGAGCAUGCGCGGAGGGAGCACAAACGAUUGGUUGAUUUCUCAGCACCCUUGCUGCUCAUCGUCCGUCUCCUGGAUGUCACCAUCCGUGACGCGGCUGGCAUGCUCAGACCCGGCCAAGUCGACAAACACGACGGCAAAACGCGGUCGCUCACGAGCUCCAUCUAG
Molecule: messenger RNA, 327 nt
Organism: Aphanomyces astaci
Lineage: Eukaryota; Oomycota; Saprolegniomycetes; Saprolegniales; Verrucalvaceae
Exons: 2
Coding region: 1-327 (108 amino acids)
Source: RefSeq, a predicted model, not a curated record